AUGGUGGAACUUAAAAGUGGGUACCAUAUAAAGAGGUUAAGGACAAAUAGAGGAGGGGAGUUCAAUUCACAUGAGUUUGUGCAGUUUUGUGAAGAAUUGGGAAUAGAAAGACAGCUCACUAUUGCCUACUCUCCCCAACAAAAUGGCGUGGCAAAAAGGAAGAACAGAACAGUUAUGGAAAUGGCGAAGUGCAUGGUUCAUGAGAAAGAGAUGCCAUACAACCUGUGGUGUAAAGCAAUAAACACAGUAGUGUAUUUGUUAAAUCGAAGUCCAACAAAAGCUUUAGAAAACUCUACACCUUUUGAGAGGUUUAGUGGAAGAAAGCCAGGUAUUAAACACUUAAAAGAGUUUGGCUCAGUGUGUUAUCCUUUAGUUCCAGGAGCUGUGAGACACAAGUUGGAAGCAACAAGUGCCAUAGGUGUUUUUAUUGGCUAUGGCAUCUAUGAUAAGGGAUAUAGGAUACUGAAUCCUAUAACUCAGAAAGUGUUACUCUCUAGAGAUGUGAUCUUUGAUGAACAUGGCAAGUGGGAUUGGGAGAAGCACAAAGUCUAG
Messenger RNA from Prunus armeniaca (apricot), 552 nucleotides. The record is from the annotation of a GenBank genome assembly. NCBI's taxonomy places the organism in Eukaryota, Viridiplantae, Streptophyta, Magnoliopsida, Rosales, Rosaceae.